AUGGCAGACUCCGCGAACUACACGGUAGGCUGGAUUUGCGCCCUGCCCACUGAGUUCAACGCAGCCAAGGCCUUACUCGACGAGAAGCACGAGGAAUGCCCGCCGGUUGCGAAACACGACAACAACAGCUAUGCGCUCGGCAGGAUAGGCAGUCAUAAUGUCGUGAUAGCCGUCAUGCCAAGCGGGGAGUAUGGCACGACCUCGGCCGCGGCUGUGGCUCGAGACAUGGUGCACAGCUUCCCCAACGUGCGUAUUGGACUCAUGGUCGGCAUCGGCGGCGGCGCGCCCAGCCCAAAGCACGACGUACGUCUUGGUGAUGUCGUGGUCAGCAGCUGUGGCAGAGGUAAAGGCGGCGUCUUCCAGUACGACUUUGGUAAGGCCGUCCAGGGUCAAGACGUCUCAUUCCAGAACACGGGCUUCCUGAACCAGCCACCGACAGUUCUGCGAACAGCUGUCAGCGCGCUCGAGAGUCAAUACGAGAUGGAAGGCCACCAACUCAAUUCCAUCGUUGACGGGGCGUUCGAACAGUGGCCGCGACUACGUAAACGAUACUCCCGGCCUCCUCCCGGCAGCGAUAGGCUCUACUGCUCCGAUAUAAUCCAUCCCGACUUGCCGGACGCAUGUAGUAGCGUCUGUAGUAAUGAUCCUGCCCAUCUAGUACUUCAAGCUCGGAGAGAUGAACUCGACAAUGACCCCGCAAUCCACUACGGUUUGAUUGCCAGCGCGAACAGACUGAUGAAGAACGCUACGCUCCGGGACAAGCUGGCGGAGAAGGGCGUCCUCUGCUUCGAGAUGGAGGCCGCCGGCCUGAUGAACCACUUCCCCUGUCUUGUGGUCCGUGGGAUUUGCGACUACUCUGACUCGCACAAGAACGAUGAAUGGCAGGGCUUUGCCGCGAUGAUGGCGGCGGCAUAUGCGAAGGAUCUCUUGCGUCAGAUCCCGCCUAGCAAAGUUGAGGCCGAGAAUGUGAAUGAGAUGAAGAACGAUGCGGCACUUACCAAGAAUGAGAAAUAUCUCAAAAAACUCUAUCGCUGGUUGUCAGCGCCCGACCCCUCGACCAAUGCUGCGUUGGCGAGAGCACGCAAGCACCCUGGCACCGGAACCUGGUUUCUAGAAAGCGCCACUUUCCGAGAUUGGGUGGCCGGAAAACGUCAGCACUUGUGGCUCUACGGCCAUGCAGGAUGUGGCAAGACCGUUCUGAGCACGACAAUCCUGGAUCAUCUCAGGGAAACAGGGGAAACGAGUGCCGACCUUACGCUUGAGUUCUUCUUCGACUUCAACAACACCGGAAACCAAACGCUGGAGAGCCUCUUACGCUCGCUAGCAUUGCAGCUUUACCGCAAUAGUGGUGAGGCUGCAAGGAGACUCGAGGACCUUUUUAGGUCUAAUAGCGAUGGCCAGGCACAGAUAGGCAUCAGCACACUGUCGGCCUGCGUCGAGGCAAUGUUGCAAAUCUCCCCAAGGGUCACUAUCGUCCUAGAUGCCUUAGAUGAGUGUACGACAAGGACCCAGCUUCUCUCUUGGAUCCAGUAUUGUGUUUCUGGGUCAGGCAUCUGCAAUACUAAGCUGAUUGUCACUGGGCGGCCUGAGGCGGAAUUUGAUCGUGUCAUUCCUCGGCUUUUUGAUGAGAACAACUGCAUGUUGCUUGACAAGAAGGCUGUCAACGCUGACAUACGCUCCUACGUCGCGCAUGAGCUUCGUAAGAGGCCCGAUUUUGUGGAAAAGAGGAUGCCUCGUGAUGUUAUCGAGCAGAUCCGCAAAAGUGUUGGCGACAAAGCCGAUGGGAUGUUUAGAUGGGCGACGUGCCAGUUGGAUACUCUUGCCAAAUGUCUACAUCUUCAGGCUAUCCAAGAAGCCCUCAAUAAUUUGCCGCCGACCCUGAAUGAGACAUACGAGCGCAUAAUAGAGAACAUCCCAUCGGAACUCAAGAGCGACGCCAUACGCCUCUUACAAUUCCUCGUCCACACAGACCGACCUUUAACUCUCUCGGCCGCAAUCGACGUAAUAGCUACACAGAUAGAGGGCGAGCAAACAGGCUUCAACGCGAAACGCAGACUCUUUCUCAAGGAAGAUGUACUGAAAUAUUGCCCUAGUUUGGUGGUAGUCACUGAGGUCCUGAAAGACAGGUACAGCAAGCGUACUGAAAUGGAGAUACACCUCGCCCACUUCUCGGUCAAGGAGUAUCUCACAUGCGACGAACAAUUUCAAAUUGCAACUGCCAGUGCUGCAAUCACCAAAACCUACCUUACGUAUCUGACAGAUAUUAAGGGAAUUUCAGGGAAAAACCUUCCCGUGGAGUCUAUUGAGUCGGACUUUCCAUUGGCAUUUUACGCGGCAAAACGCUGGAUGUACUAUGCGAAGCUAGCUAUGCAUUCCGAUGAUGUUUUCCAAAAAGUUCUGUUGUUCUUACAAGACAAGGAUGCCUUUGAGCUGUGGAUUAUGUUCUUACAAGAUAAGGAUGCCCUUUACCUGUGCAUUUUGGAUGAAUUUUCAUUAACAUCAAAGGGUCUAUAUUAUGCUUGUCAAGGAGGGCUUUCAAGAGUAUCAAGAAGUCUGCUGGAGGAAGGGGCAGACGUUAAAGCAGUAACUGGGAACAAUGACACUCCGCUCCAAGCUGCAUCAUCUCACGGCCAUUAA
Molecule: messenger RNA, 2637 nt
Organism: Colletotrichum navitas
Lineage: Eukaryota; Fungi; Ascomycota; Sordariomycetes; Glomerellales; Glomerellaceae
Exons: 5
Coding region: 1-2637 (878 amino acids)
Biological process (GO): nucleoside metabolic process
Molecular function (GO): catalytic activity
Source: RefSeq, a predicted model, not a curated record